Centruroides sculpturatus (bark scorpion) is the source of this 1862-nucleotide messenger RNA. Its product is annotated as leucine zipper putative tumor suppressor 2-like. NCBI's taxonomy places the organism in Eukaryota, Metazoa, Arthropoda, Arachnida, Scorpiones, Buthidae. The transcript is spliced from 4 exons. The record is from RefSeq and is a predicted model, not a curated record. The coding region runs from base 173 to 1570 and encodes 465 amino acids.
CGCGUCGAGAGGAGGGUACCCGCCGCGCGUCACGUCGUUGGCAGCGUUGGAUUUACGCGCCGAUCGAGGGAGAUGAUGAGCCGAUAUCCCGAGACGAAACGACUGGCCGAUUGUCGCACACCGGGCCUAGUUCGACGCUGUGUUAAAACAGUGAUGUAGGUGGACGAGCAGUAUGUCGACCAACGCAACGCCAGAAGCACAGAGCGGUGACGAUUGCCUGCCCACCACCAAUCGAGAUUCGCCCAUUUCCAGCGGAACCGGGAGCAUGCGCGGCUGCAACCACGGCAACAGGACCAGCGACAGCAGCGACGAGUCUCACAUCUACGAGGACAUCGGCGACAGCCAGGGACCGCCUAAACUGGCGCCCAUCAGCGGCGUCUUGGGCUCCAAGGACAGGUCGGUGGUUCGUCCGGUGGCCUUCAAGCCGGUGGUGUCCACUCCGUCGGUGCGCUACGCCACUCCGGCGCCCAGGAUGGGUUCUUCGGCCCAGCCCAGCCCCUACAGCAGCGUGUCGUACCCCCUGGAGGACGACCACCGGUCGCUGACGUACUCGGUGGACAGUUGCAUCAAGAUCUCGGACCUGUUCCAAGGCCAGGUGACGGGCGGGGGUUCCGGCUUUCAACUGGACGACUUCACCCAGACGCCGUCGCCCAGCGACAGCGGCAUCGCCGAGCUGGAGGCUAUGCUGAGAGAGAAGGAUUCUGAAAUCUCUUACCUGCGAGAGACCCUGGAGCAGAACGAGCAGGUGAUAUUCAAGGUGUACGAGGAGAAGGAGCAGAGUUGGCAGAGGGAACUCAAGAGACUCAAGGCGGUGUACGAGAACAAGCUGAGAGCCUGCCAGCAGAGAAUGGCCAAGGCCGAGCAGAUGGUCAGCGUUCAAAAUUAUCAGAUUCAGCAAGAGAAGAGGAAACUUCAAGUGGAACUGGACGAGAGCAAGAAGGAAAAGGAGGCGUCGGGGGAGCAGAUAGAAAGACUACGACAGGAACUGGCUAUUGUCAAGGCGCAGUUGGAGGAGACGGAAUGGUCUCUGUGUCAAAAAACGGGUGAAGUGUCGCUGUUGAAGUCGCAACUAAAGGAUUCUCAGGGCGACCAGACGUCUCGCGUGGCGGAAAUGCUGACGCUGAAGUCCCAGCUGAGGGAGACGAGACAGUUGCUGGAGGAGAAGGAGAAGCGGGAGGCGGAACUGGAGGAGAGACUCCUCCAGGCCCAGCAACAGCUGGAGCAGGCCUUGCAGAACUUUCAGCUGCAGAGUCGCGAGAUCCAGUUGGACAGAGAGGGGAGGUGCGGCGCCGUGGGCCAGAUGAAACAGGAGGUGGACAGGCUGCGAAACGAGCUGGCCACCGUGGGCAGGGAGUACGAACUGGCGCGGGAGAACAUCGAAAUGGAGAGGAUUCAGUGGAUGGAGGAGAAGGAGAAAGUCAUCCGCUACCAGAAACUGCUCCAGCUCAAUUACAUUCAGAUGUACAAAAGGAACAAGACUCUGGAGAGCGAAGUGGAACAACUCAGUCUGGAACUGGAACUGGAAGGCAGGGACGCCAAAUCGCUGGCCAACGGCGAGUCCCACUGUUGACGUCCGAGGCGGACUGGGCCAAAAAACGCCAAUAUCUGUGAUACAAAACACCGUAAACUAGGAACGGUCUACGCGGUUGUGCCUCUGUGAUUUUUUAAUGCGCCCGCCUCGACUUUUAUGUCAACCUUCAAAUGCACAAAAAGGGUCCGGAGGCAUCGCCGACCGGGCGCAAAACCCUAAAACUUCGCCUCGCGGCCACAACAAUUCGUGCCAAAGUCCGCUGUCGGCGCGGGAACUGGUUUUUAUACUGUUAAUUACGCAAUCUUCAAUAAAGGUAAUUGAAAUAUCCAAG